Carlito syrichta (Philippine tarsier) is the source of this 1312-nucleotide messenger RNA. RefSeq names its product actin binding Rho activating protein (gene ABRA). The transcript has 2 exons. Gene Ontology annotation, molecular function: actin binding. Bases 57 to 1202 code for a protein of 381 amino acids. NCBI's taxonomy places the organism in Eukaryota, Metazoa, Chordata, Mammalia, Primates, Tarsiidae. Gene Ontology annotation, biological process: positive regulation of Rho protein signal transduction; positive regulation of transcription by RNA polymerase II. Gene Ontology annotation, cellular component: sarcomere. The record is from RefSeq and is a predicted model, not a curated record.
CACACUCAUUUUAGCCAGUGCCCAGAUUACCAGCAGAGAAGAGACAGGUGGGUAGCAUGGCUCCGGGAGAAAAGGAGAGGGAGGAGAGCCCAGCCAAGAGCGCCCUCCGAAAGGUACGCACGGCCACCCUCGUCAUCAGCUUGGCCCGGGGUUGGCAGCAAUGGGCGAAUGAGAAUAGCACCAGGCAGGCCCAGGAGCCAGCAGGCUGGCUGCCCGGAGGGACCCAGGACCUACCUCAACCUCCUACAACAGUCCUAAGUCCCACUCUUCACCAGAAAGCUCAGAGUGCCCCAAAGUCUCCAUCCCAAAAGCCAGAGGGACAUGGAGAUGGACAAAGCUCAGAGGAGGCCCCUGAGGUUUCCCACAUCAAAAGGAAAGAGGUGACCAAAACAGUGGUCAGUAAGGCUUAUGAGAAAGGAGGGGACGUGAACCACCUCAGUCACAGGUAUGAGAAGGACGGUGGCAUGCCUGAACCUGGGCAGCUGGAGAGUGACAUUGACAGAAUCCUCCAGGGCCAUGGCUCCCCGACUCGGAGGAGAAGAUGCGCCAACCUGGUGUCUGAGCUGACCAAGGGCUGGAAAGUGAUGGAACAGGAGGAACCCAAGUGGAGAAGCGACAGCGUAGACACAGAAGACAGCGGCUACGGAGGAGAUGCUGAAGAGAGGCCUGAACAGGAUGGAGUACAGGUGGCCCCCACCAGGAUCAAGCGUCCCUUGCCCUCCCAGGCAAACCAAUUUACAGAGAAACUCAACUGCAAAGCCCAGCGGAGACAUAGUCAGGUGGGCAGCUUGAAAGGGAGAUGGCAACAGUGGGCUGAUGAACACAUGCAAUCCCAGAAGCUCAACCCCUUCAGUGAGGAAUUUGAUUACCAGCUGGCCAUGUCCACCCGGCUGCACAAGGGAGAUGAGGGCUAUGGCCGUCCCAAGGAGGGAACCAAAACCGCGGAAAGGGCCAAGCGAGCCGAGGAGCACAUCUAUCGGGAGAUUAAGGACAUGUGCUUCAUCAUCCGCACAAUGGCUCGCCACAGGCGCGACGGCAAGAUCCAGGUGACUUUCGGAGAUCUCUUUGACAGAUACGUUCGUAUUUCAGAUAAAGUUGUGGGCAUUCUCAUGCGUGCCAGGAAACAUGGACUGGUAGACUUCGAAGGAGAGAUGCUGUGGCAAGGCCGAGAUGACCAUGUUGUGAUUACUCUGCUGGAGUGAACCUUCAACCACAAAAGCCACACUGGACUCCCUACUGUCUUAAUGCUACAUGCUAAUGUAUUUACAUUAAAAGGCAAACUCUCUGUAUUAAACCAUUUUUACAUAAAUGA